UUUCUCAUUCUCACAAACCCUUCAACACAUCAUAUAAUAUCUCUUUCCUUCUCCCUUUACAUCACAAAAAAGAGCACCAAACACAUAACAAAAAUGGCUUCUUUGAAAGCAUCUUUGAUUCUUUUCUUUGCGUGCUCUCUCUUUGUUCAAGCCACUCUUGGGGAGAUCAUUUGUGAGGAAUUACCUACAAAUGUUUGUGCAUUUUCUAUUGCUUCUUCUGGAAAGAGAUGUUUGUUGGAAAACUCGGCUACUAAUGAAGGGAAGGUAGAGUACCAGUGUAAGACGUCAGACGUGAUGGUCGCGAAGAUGGCCGAGUACAUAGAGACUGACCAGUGCGUCGGAGAUUGCGGUGUUGAUAGAAACUCCGUCGGAAUCUCGUCGGAUUCCUUGCUUGAGCCAGAGUUCACCGCCAAACUCUGCUCUCCGGCAUGCCACCAGAACUGCCCCAACAUCAUUGACCUUUACUUCAACUUAGCUGCCGGUGAAGGAGUGUAUUUGCCUGACCUGUGUGACAAGCAAAGGAGCAACCCCCGGCGAGCCAUGGCGGAGCUGUCCAGCAGUGGAGCGGCGGCGGCAAGCCCUGCCACCAGUGAAAGCCUUGUUGCUGAUGCGCCGGAGUCUUCACCGGCACCAGCACCGGCUUCUCUGUAAUUUCAAUCGUUUUCUCCAUGUACGCAUAAUAAUAUAUAGUAAUUUGUUGGUUCGUUUUCCCAUGUUAAAUAAAGGAGAUGAAUAUGGUCGGAUUACAAUACAUUAGACACUCGUUUGUCGCACUAUAUAUGAAGAGCAUAUGUAAUUCCAUAAUAAUAUUUGGGUUUGUCGUAGAUGUACUAUUUUCUUUUCUAUAUAUAUAUUUUGUAGUAUUUCAUAUUUA
Messenger RNA from Ipomoea triloba (trilobed morning glory), 874 nucleotides. RefSeq lists its product as uncharacterized. Bases 94 to 651 code for a protein of 185 amino acids. NCBI's taxonomy places the organism in Eukaryota, Viridiplantae, Streptophyta, Magnoliopsida, Solanales, Convolvulaceae. The transcript is spliced from 3 exons. The record is from RefSeq and is a predicted model, not a curated record.